This is a messenger RNA of Exophiala aquamarina CBS 119918, 912 nucleotides long. RefSeq lists its product as uncharacterized. The record is from RefSeq and is a predicted model, not a curated record. The transcript has a single exon. The coding region runs from base 1 to 912 and encodes 303 amino acids. NCBI's taxonomy places the organism in Eukaryota, Fungi, Ascomycota, Eurotiomycetes, Chaetothyriales, Herpotrichiellaceae. Gene Ontology annotation, molecular function: nucleic acid binding.
AUGACCAAGCAGGGCUGGAAGGAAGGCCAAUCCCUGGGGAACCGUUCUUCCGUGCACGUUGGACUGAACGACGUCGAUCGCCUCGCAGCAGCCCGUGUCGGCGUCCUAUUCAAGGAUAAUAACCUGGGUUUGGGUGCGAAGCACAAAAGUAAAGACCUUGAGGGCCAGAGGACAGGUUUGGAUGCGUUUCAGGGCUUGCUUGGACGCCUGAAUGGGAAAAGUGAUCAGGAAUUGCAGAAAGAAGAGAAGAAAGUUGAAGACCGGAAAUUAGAGAUGUAUGUCAAGGGCCGCUGGGGCGGCAUGGUGUUCGUCAAAGGCGGCACCCUUGUUGGCGACAGAGAUUUCGGCACAGGGGACAAAAUUCAAGAAACCACCGACUCGCAAGAAGACAGUUCAACACCAGAUAAAUCGACUUCGGAGCGAGAAGACGAAACUACCUCGGCAGAUACCCACGCCGAGAAAAAGCAGCGAAAAGAGGAAAAAAGACAACGAAAAGAAGCUAGAAGAUUACGACGAGAAGAGAAGGCCUUGCGCAAAGCAGCACGAAAAGUGAAGCAACAACAAGAUGGAGCACCACAAUCGGACAGCGGUGAUGAAGACGGCAAGAACAACACCGACGCUGAGCAGGUUCCAUUCAUGGGUCACAAAACCUCCCCAGCUCAUGCCCCAGACGAGCCUAUGUCUUCUUCCUCGUCGGGCAAUGAGGACUCGCAAUCUUCCACGCUAAAACGAAAGCGGUCCUCUUCGAAGAUUGUUGUUCCCCUGGAGCCGUCCAAACAAAAGUCGCCCCCGGCGUCCACAACACCUCAGCGCAACGGACGACAUCUGCUCCGUGGGCGCAAUAUUCAAGCAAAGAAGAUGGCUUUUGCAGACAUGAAGGGCCUAGAUGAGAUCUUUAUGAAGACUGGAUAG